CAUAAUAAUGGCAGCCCUGAGUUGCCAUUUUCAACUUACAGUUUACAACAAACGUAAUAAUGCAAAAACUAAGCCUUUUAUCUCGUGUUCGAUCCAACCUGCUCAAACCAAUAUUAAGGUAGUUAUUAAUGGAGCAGCAAAGCAAAUAGGGAGGGCAGCAGUAAUUGCAGUCACAAAAGCUAGAGGGAUGGAAAUUGCAGGCGCAGUGGAUAACCGUUUCAUUGGAGAAGAUAUCGGAAUACUUUGUGACAUGGAAGAGCCAUUGGAAAUACCUGUUCUAAAUGACAUUACUAUGGUGUUAGGUUCCAUAUCUCAGUCAAAAGAAACUGGAGUUGUUAUUGAUUUCACUGAACCUUCAGCGGUUUAUGACAAUGUGAAACAGGCAACAGCAUUUGGCAUGAAAAGCAUAGUCUACGUACCUCGAAUUGAAGCGGACACAGUUGCCGCAUUAUCUGCACUAUGUGACAAGGCCAGCAUGGGUUGUCUGGUUGCACCGACUCUAUCCAUAGGUUCAAUACUCCUGCAACAGGCUGCCAUUUCAGCUUCCUUCCACUUCAAUAAUGUAGAAAUUGUGGAAUCAAGGGCACAUGGAUCAGACCUUCCAUCAGCGGAUGCAAACCAAAUUGCAAAGAAUCUUUCCAACCUGGGUCAGAUCUACAAUAAAGGAGAUAUGUCGACUGAUGUUCUGGCUAGGGGCCAAGUUCUAGGAGAAGAUGGUGUUAGGGUUCAUAGCUUGGUGUUACCAGGGCUGCCCUCCAGCACAACAGUUUACUUCUCUGGGCCAGGAGAGGUAUACUCUAUCAAACAUGAUAUCACAGAUGUAGAAUGCCUCAUGCCUGGCCUCCUCUUGGCUAUUAGAAAGGUCAUCCGUCUUAAGAAUCUGGUGUAUGGCUUGGAAAAAUUUCUAUAAGAUGUCAUAUGCUCUUGAAUCUCAGCAUGGAACUUAGCCUCUGGUAAACUCGCAUAUCAAAUGAAGAAUUCAUGCCAUCCUGCAUCAGGCAUUCGAGAAAGGAAAUUUAAGCGACAAAAUUAGACAUGGAUAAGAAGAAUUUUUGUAAACUCAAAAAUAAGAAGACAUGCAAAUUCCAGUUCACCAAAUUUUUUAAUUCAA
Molecule: messenger RNA, 1111 nt
Organism: Mercurialis annua (annual mercury)
Lineage: Eukaryota; Viridiplantae; Streptophyta; Magnoliopsida; Malpighiales; Euphorbiaceae
Product: dihydrodipicolinate reductase-like protein CRR1, chloroplastic
Exons: 10
Coding region: 8-910 (300 amino acids)
Cellular component (GO): chloroplast stroma
Molecular function (GO): 4-hydroxy-tetrahydrodipicolinate reductase activity
Source: RefSeq, a predicted model, not a curated record